Fraxinus pennsylvanica is the source of this 408-nucleotide messenger RNA. The record is from the annotation of a GenBank genome assembly. NCBI's taxonomy places the organism in Eukaryota, Viridiplantae, Streptophyta, Magnoliopsida, Lamiales, Oleaceae.
AUGUUGGUACCAGGUGCUUCAGGUGAUAUACCCUCUCAUUUUCUAUUCCCUUCCCAGAAAAUUGCUUCUAUUUUUACUCCUCCAAAUAAGGUUAAAAUACCAUCUCAAAUUUCAUCGCUUUCCCAUCUUUCUAUUUCCUCCUCACUUUGCCCUGCGAAGACAUUUUUCAAGUCGAUCACUUCUGCAAACCCACUUCAAAACCCACUUACUCUAAAUCCCCUUCGGCUCUCUGAGCGCCAUCAAAUGCUGCCGCCCUCCGCCGCGCUUCCAUUAUUUGGUUCCGAAAUGACCUCCGGGUACAUGACAAUGAGUGCCUUACUUUCUGCCCAUAACGAUUCAAUGUAUGUGCUUUCAAUUUACUGCUUCGACCCACGGGAUUACGGGAAAUCGUCAUCGGGAUUUGAUUAA